This is a messenger RNA of Dendroctonus ponderosae (mountain pine beetle), 4144 nucleotides long. RefSeq names its product leucine-rich PPR motif-containing protein, mitochondrial (gene bsf). The coding region runs from base 55 to 4077 and encodes 1340 amino acids. The record is from RefSeq and is a predicted model, not a curated record. The transcript is spliced from 9 exons. NCBI's taxonomy places the organism in Eukaryota, Metazoa, Arthropoda, Insecta, Coleoptera, Curculionidae. Gene Ontology annotation, molecular function: protein binding.
GAAAGACGUUUUCGGCCUGUCAACGCAAUUUCGAUCGAAAGGCACGAGCGUAAAAUGGCUUCGAUUUUGCGGUCUUCAAAGUUUGUGCGUUAUAUAGCAGGUUUUGCGCGCAAUGUUGUAGUUAACACACCCAGAGAAUUCGAUGGCACCCUCAUAAAUACCGCUAAUGCCCAGUGUUAUUGCGGGGCGCUUCCCAGAAAUCUAGCGACACAACCGUCGACGCAACAUGAUCAAAGCUUGGACCGCCGGCUCAGAUCCCUGGACCAGGAUGUUAGAAAGUCCGGACGAAUAUCGCGCCGUGACAUUGAAGAUGUGUUAGAGGAAAUCCGAAACGCCCGAUCGGCAACCAGCUCACAGUCUCUUCUGGUGAUUCGAUGUUGCGGCACUUUGGUGCCCGACGAAUUGCCAGAGGUGCGAACGAAACUGGUGGAAGAAAUAUGGAACACACUGAACAAGCUCAACGUUCCCAUGGAUGUCUCGCACUACAACGCUCUUCUCAGGGUCUAUCUGGAGAACGAACAUCCCUUUUCACCAACAGACUUUCUAGCCAACAUGGAAAACAAGGGCAUUGAACCGAAUCGGGUAACUUAUCAGAGGCUGAUUUCGGCAUACUGUCAGUACGGGGACAUUGAAGGUGCUACUAAGAUUCUCGAAUACAUGAAAGAAAAACAAAUGCCAGUUAACGAGAACGUGUUUAAUGCCCUGAUUUUUGGACACUCGCAGGCGGGAGACAUGGAUUCAGCUCACCGCAUUCUCUCCGUCAUGACCCAGGCAGGUCUAGAGCCCAGUGCAGACACUUACACCACACUCUUGUGUGGAUACGCCAGACUAGGCAACAUUGAUACCAUUAACGAACUUAUCGCGGAAUGCGAAAUGAAAGAAGUGUACCUUCUGGAUAAAGACUAUCUGGACAUUGUCUAUGCGAUGGCCAUAAGCGGACACACUGAGCACAUCCUUAGCAUUCUAGCCAGGCUCAAAAAGUCCAUGGGCUAUAACCAAGAUGCAAUAAACUAUAUCCUAAGGCUAAUCAACAAAGGCCAGGAAGCCACCGCAUAUGAACUGACGAAAACCGUGGUCAGAUCCUUGCGGUAUGACGGCAGCCUCAUGCCAGUGGGCGGUUUCUUCAUCAGGCAGCUGGUAAAGUCCAACAAGGACUUUAAAACAAUUGAAAACUAUUCCCAAAAGUUGGAAGAAGAUGGGCUUUAUGAAAGGGGCCUACUAUUGGCCACAGAAGUGAGCCUUGAACUGGGCAACGAGGCUUUGGCCUAUGAACUGAUGGCGCAUCUUAAACAACAGGGCAUGGAAAUCAGACAGCACUACUUUUGGCCGCUGAUUCGCCAGAAGACUUCGGGCGAGGCGAUUGUCAAGGUAUUACAGAAGAUGCAGGACUUCGACGUUAUUCCAAGCCACGAGACAUUGAGGGAUUGGGUCUUACCCAACUUGCAAGGAAAGGGCAGCGAAAUAUUGUCGUUGCUGCGAGAUGCCAAUAUUUCAGUUGGAUCGUCCGCCUGUGGUUUGGUGUCUAAUAUGUUGAUGAAGAACGAAAUACGCGAAGCCGCGACUAUUGCAGCUAGCGUGAACGCUUAUUAUGUGCCCGAGUUGCUGCGCCGACCACUCACCAAUGCUUUUUACGCCACCAAUGACGUCGAAUCCUACAUAACGAUAGUGCGACAAGUUUACGAAAGCGUUAAAAGAAGGGGCAAUAAUGCCGAGUCCUCCAACACCACAUACGAUGCCCCGGGCGUUGUAGGAUCUUUCCUUGUUGACCUGACAAGUAUUCAGAAGAAGUACAUCCAGCUGAUACCGCAAGUGUUAGAGAAGUUAGUGGAACAGGGCCUUACCAUCCCCACAUCAUCUGCGCAACUUCUAGAAACCAAACUGGGGGAGAAAUUAACUGAGCGCGUGUCCGACUUGCUGGGCCAGCUCACUUCAGGCGAACUGACUCCAUCGCCACUUUCCAAGAAACCCAGCUAUGUUCCCUUCUACGAAAUGAACAUCGAUCAGCUGGAAAAUUUAGUGCGCAACUUGGACACGAAGAAUAUUGACACCAUUGGCUACAAGCGGCGCCUGUUUACGUUGUAUUACCGGGAGAGAAACCUGGAGAAAAUGGAGGCUUUGCUGGAACAAUUCAAGGUGGCCGAGUCCUUUGAAAUUAAGUCAGGAAUUCACGCCAGUCUCAUGGACGCAUAUGCGUUCCAUGACCAGCUGGAGAAGGCAUUGGAGCAACUGGAACUUGUAAAGCAGCUGGAAGGUGAUAAAUUAGCAAUCGACGAGAGCAAGAUUGUUAGGGUGGCUGGCUUGAUGGUGAAGAAUGGAAAGAUUGAAGAUGCCAUCAAGAUGCUGGAGGAUACGCCCAGAGAUAAGGUCAACCGCGGAUACAGCUACACUGCGUUGGUCUGGCGAGUACUAAACUCGGUAGCCGAAAAAGGCUUAGCGGAAGAUUUGGAUCGCCUAUUCGACGUAUUGGUCAAAAACGAUUACGUGGAUGUUAACUCUGUCGUUCUGGGGCCCCUCAUCAAGGUGCAUCUCAUCAAGAACGACCUGGACACGGCGCUUCAGAAAUUCGAAUGGUGCGUGGAAAAGUUUAAAAUGACGCCAUGGAAGAACGAGUUGGCCUGCAAACUAAUCGAACUGGAGGAUGCGGAAAAGCUACAGAAGCUCACCGACCUCAGCACUGUGGUGCACGGCGAGAUAAACAGCCUUUACGAUUUGGUUUUCUCGUUUGUGGAAUGCGGCAGGAUCAGACAGGCCAGAAAAAUUCUGGAAACCCCCGGUCUACAGAAUCGUCCUCAGCGCAUUAAUAAUGCCUGUGAAAGAUUCCAACAGGAGGGACUGGUCAAGCCGCUGGAGGGGCUCAAAGACGCGACAAGAGAUUUGAAUAUCGAUCGCGGCGACAUCUACUACCAGCUAUUGCUCAGCUACACUAAGCAAGGCGAUGCGGAAAAAGCACUGGGAUUGUGGACGCAAAUGCAGGAGGAAGAUCUGGCGCCCACGGAUCAGUUUCUACUCUCUCUUGGCAGCUUUCUACAGGAAAGAGGAUUAGCCGUUCCGUUCGUGAUACCUCAACCGAAAAUCCAAAAGAGGGUCACAUUCAUGACCGAAGCGCAAGAUCCGCCAAAAUCAGGAUCUGCUAAAACAGCCAACAGGGCUUUCAGGCAAAAACUUGCAGCUGGCGCUAUCGAUGACUGCGUCACCUUCGUGAAUCAAAAUAAAGUAUCCGUAGUGGAUGCGUCUUAUUUAAUUGAAACCCUCAUUCAUCAAAACCGGCUUGACGACGCUUUCCGCCUAACAAUAAACCUGCUGGACAGAGGGAUUUUUCCCGUUCAGAAAAUAUUCAGAUUCCUGUUGAAUAAAAUUGCCAGUGAGGGGAAAGUGGCACAGUUGAACCAAAUAGGGGAGAAACUGAACAGCGAAGUGAAGCGCUUGAUUUCCUUUGAUAACCGCCUUUGCCACGCAAAUAUCGUGGCCGGAACUGUGGAUGGCUACUUGCAGAAGCUGGAAAACGAUAUCGACAAUACCACCCCUGAAAAUCUCGACGAAGUAAGCGCGCAAUUUCCAAGGGGCGGCGCUUAUGGAAUCUUGGAACGCCACCCAGAGUACACAGACAAAUUUGAGCAAGUUGCGAUCAAAUACGCCCAGAAGGGAAUAGUGGGGCCUCUUAACGUACUGUGGACCAGGUUAUUUAUCAGCAAUAACACGGAGAAAGUGGAACAGAUAUGGCAGGGAUAUCUAAAAGACGCGCCGAGACUAAUGUUCCAGAAAAUCAUCCAAACCGCCAGGGAAUUACACGACGAAGAUCUGAUCAACCGGUUAAUACAGCUUCUGAAAGUCACCAAGGUCACUGAUGGAGCAUUAGGGAACGCGUACAGUUGCUACAUUGACGUUUUAGUAAGCAAAGGUAAACAUGACGAUGCUGUGCAGCUUUUCGAAAUGGCGGUAUCGCAAGUACCCAUCGAAAAUAUCAACCGAACGGCAAUUAUAAGGGUGAAGAACAUUGUUGAGGCACAGGGCAAACCCUUUAACUAUAUUUUACCUAGUAAAUCCAAAUCGGUGGCACAGGAGGCUGACGACGUCUAGAUGGUCGACUUAUAUUUAGGAUGUUUUAGCUUAAGGUUACAAUAAAAUAUUGUGUUUUAAUAUAAAA